This is a messenger RNA of Angiostrongylus costaricensis, 582 nucleotides long. Lineage: Eukaryota; Metazoa; Nematoda; Chromadorea; Rhabditida; Metastrongylidae. The record is from the annotation of a GenBank genome assembly.
AUGGUGCCAUUAAGAAAAAGUGGUCUUGAAAAUUAUGUAACGAUUAUUGACAUCCCACCCAAUACCCUACGUCGCCAGUUAGUUCGAAACCGUCUCUAUGAUCGUUUGUGCAGCUCAGAAAACUGUAUGAUCUGUCCUAACGGGAGAGACGGGGAUUGCAUGAGUUUAGGUACGCAUAGGGCACAAAAGCACAACGGCGAUGAUUUUGAAGUGAAUGUGCGGAUCCUAGUGCAGAAAAUUCUGGACUUCUACCGCGAUGUAGUCGUUGAAGACAGUUUCGACCUCGGCUUGGUUUCUGAAGCAGUGUUCGUGCAGAAAGCUAUCGAAAUGCUUGAAGAAGAAGCAGCGAUGAAUCAAACCAGUUGUAGACCACCACACGGUCGAUGUGACCUUCUUGUGGUGCCAUUUUCAUUUUUGGAAAUGAAAAGCAACUCCAUCACUAUCCAACUACUGACUCGAUUGUCUCCUGAUAUCCUAGAGGAUCCAUCUCUCGUCAUACAUCACAGUACGGCCGAGAGAUGGUUCGUUACGCUACCGCAAAAGAAGGGCUCGCGACACCUCAAAACAGCAGUUUCUUUGUGA